CAAAGUUGAAAUCAAAAUCGCGGUUCACUUCUCUAUAAACGAGGAUUUGUUUCCCUUUUCUCUCCGUUUCUCAGCAGUUUUUUUCAAACAUUGCCGGUUUUUGUUUUCUUGUUUCUGUGCGUGUGGCAGAGUAUCCAGCUUUUCUCUUUCCUUGUAACCCACACUUUUACAAAACUCCUCCUGCACUUCACAGAAUCGAAAGUAGCACUUCUUCUUCUUCACAAUUCAUACACCGUACCAAUCAAUUAACCAAAGCUUCUCCUAUUUUCAAAGGUCUGCUGCAUUUCUCAGAGGUUCUCAGAGAGUUUCCAUCUGGGUUUCAUUCAUGGAAGCUUCAUCACCCAUCUCAAUUCAACAAACGCCUCUCCAAGACCAUCUACCUGAGGCCUCCCCGAAACCUUACAAGAAAAGCUUCGUUACCACUCUAAUGGAGGCCACCGCUCUUCGCUCUCCUUCCUUCAAGGAAGACACCUAUUUUAUCUCCCAUCUCAAAUCCUCCGAGAAGAAAGCUCUGCAAGACUUGAGGGAUAAACUCUCCGCCUCUUAUGAUUCUGAUAGUGAGUGUUCCAUGUGGGGUAUUCCUCUUAUGAGUGGCGACGAGAAGGCUGACGUGAUACUGCUGAAGUUUCUGCGUGCUAGAGACUUUAGAGUCCCUGAUGCGCUUCGCAUGCUGGACAAAUGCUUAUCCUGGAGAAAAGAGUUUGGAGCAGACAGCAUCUGUGAGGAGGACUUGGGUUUCAAGGAGCUUGAAGGUGUUGUGGCUUACAUGCAUGGGUAUGACAGAGAGGGACACCCUGUUUGCUACAAUGCCUAUGGGGUCUUUAGAGACAAAGAAAUCUACGAGAGGAUAUUCGGAGAUGAAGAAAAGCUCAAAAAGUUCCUGAGAUGGAGAGUUCAGGUUCUGGAGAGAGGGAUUAAACUUCUGCAUUUUAAGCCUGGUGGAGUUAACUCUAUUAUUCAAGUGACUGAUCUCAAAGACAUGCCCAAAAGAGAGCUUAGGGUCGCUUCUAAUCAGAUCCUCUCUCUUUUUCAAGAUAAUUACCCUGAAAUGGUGGCUCGUAAGAUUUUCAUCAAUGCCCCAUGGUACUUCAGCUUGUUGUACUCGAUGUUUAGUCCAUUCCUAACUCAGCGAACUAAGAGUAAGUUCGUGAUCUCAAAGGAAGGAAAUGUUGCAGAGACUCUGUACAAAUUUAUAAGGCCUGAGGACAUUCCAGUUCAGUAUGGAGGACUAAAUCGACCCACCGAUAUGCAAAAUGGCCCACCUAAACUGGCAUCCGAGUUUACUGUAAAAGGAGGAGAGAAAGUGAACAUUCAGAUCGAAGGGAUUGAGGGUGGUGCAACAAUUACAUGGGACAUAGUGGUCGGAGGUUGGGACUUAGAGUACAGUGCAGAGUUCGUGCCAAGUGCAGAAGGGAGCUACACCAUUGCAGUGGAGAAAGCAAGGCAGGUGGCUCCCUCAGAAGAGGCAAUUCACAACUCUUUCACAUCAAGAGAAGCAGGGAAGCUGGUGCUCUCCGUGGACAACUCUGCCUCCAGGAGAAAAAAAGUCGCUGCCUAUCGAUACAUCGUCCGCAAAUCCACUGUUGUGUAGACUUGAUAGCUUGGCUUAACUCUAUAAUAAGACUAAUAUAGUUUUUUUUAAUGCUUUUUCUUUUCUUUAUUUUUGGGUUAUUUUUGAGAGGAUAAAUUAAUGCUUGUGAACUGUUUUUAGUCUACUAGUAUUUGAUAGUGUACUAAUGUAAUGUGUAAAGAUGGUGGCUGCUUCAUAGCUUUUAUAUUUGUAUGGAGUAUAAUAUAGAAGCAAAGCAAGUCUUAACCUUGCUAGUGCUAGUUCAUGUUUC
This is a messenger RNA of Manihot esculenta (cassava), 1841 nucleotides long. Its product is annotated as patellin-6. The transcript has 4 exons. The coding region runs from base 326 to 1591 and encodes 421 amino acids. The record is from RefSeq and is a predicted model, not a curated record. Gene Ontology annotation, molecular function: lipid binding. NCBI's taxonomy places the organism in Eukaryota, Viridiplantae, Streptophyta, Magnoliopsida, Malpighiales, Euphorbiaceae.